GCCCAUUCUAGUGUUUGCUUCAGAUCACAUACAACAUUAAAUUCUGGAUUUAUUCAUCAGUAUCGACAAUAAUAUAGAAAUAACAUAUUUGCAGGGAUAAUAAUUGAGAUCAUUGAAUACCAGUGAAAAUUUUUCCUGUGUUGAAUUAAGAAUCUGUUCAUCAAUGUACAGAUAGAAAUAAAAUUUCUUUGUUGUGGAAAUAAUAUUUGAACACCUACAUGGAGGAACCAAAUGAAGAGAAAUGCUCAGUAAAAUCAACUAGCUUGGAAGGAACAAGUUUUCCAGAAAUGUGUUCACCAGGCCAUGUGGACUUGUUUACUCAACCAGGACCUUCUAGAAGAUCUUUUGACCUACACUCAACCAUUGCAAACAGAUUUCUUCCACCUUUCUUGACAGGCAUACCAGGUUUGCAUCUACAUCAGUAUUUAAGCCAAGAGAAGAAGCCAUUCUUAUGUGGCGAGUGUGGCAGAGAAUUUGAAGAUUUGGGUACACUAAAGACACAUUUAUUAAAUCACACUGGCCAAAAGCAAUAUCCUUGUGGUGUGUGUGGAAAAAUUUUUGCUUUGCAAGGUAAUCUUAAGACACAUGAAUUGAUACACAGUGGAGAAAAACCGCACGUCUGUGGCGUAUGCGGCAAACGCUUUACCGUUCUUGGAAACUUAAAAACUCAUGAGAUGACACAUACUGGGGAGAAACCACACAUAUGUGGUGUGUGUGGUAAAGGUUUUUCAGCGCGUAGUAAUUUGAAAACUCACGUACUUAUUCAUACAGGUGAAAAGCCACACGGAUGUGGAGUAUGCGGAAAACGUUUCACAGUUGUUGGAAACCUGAAGACACAUGAACUUAUACACACAGGAGAGAAACCGUAUUCAUGUAACGUGUGCGGGAAAAGUUUUAAUGUUCGUGGAAAUUUAAAAACACAUGAAUUGACUCAUACGGGAGAAAAACCCCACACGUGUAAGAGCUGUGGAAAAUCUUUCACAGCUCUAAGUAACCUAAAAACGCAUCAAUUGAUGCACAGUGGAGAUAAACUUCAUGUAUGUGGUGUUUGUGGUACAGGUUUCACUUCAUUAGAAGGUUUCAAUCAUCACACCCUAAUUCACAUGCCACAAAAGCCAGAUGAACCUGAAAUAGAGAUAUUAACUUAAAACUUUAAUAUAUAAUGGCUGUGUCACUGUUUGGCUGCUCAGAGUAAGAUGCUUCUUCCAUUCUUUUUUGUGCUUUGCAAAUUUUCUGCAUUUUCAUGCUUUUUGCAAUGUAGUUUGAUAGCAAAUUGGCAUUAGGUAUAUUUGCCAAAAGACCUUUGCUUCCAGUGACAGAAUGAACAUGUGACCAUACAUCAUUGGUAGGUGAAAAUAAGGUGUCUCCAAAUGCAGCCUGAAAAUUGAACUAUGCAUGAUGUCAACUUUGAUCCUAAUGAUAAAGUAAUAUACAUUAAUUAUGGAGGCAGUAUGACCUCUGAAAUGUUGGUUAACAUCGACCAGACUACACAGC
Zootermopsis nevadensis is the source of this 1494-nucleotide messenger RNA. The record is from RefSeq and is a predicted model, not a curated record. NCBI's taxonomy places the organism in Eukaryota, Metazoa, Arthropoda, Insecta, Blattodea, Termopsidae.